UCUCGCUAGACCAAACGUGUCGUGUCGUUUUCCCCUUCAACUGAAAAUAUAUAAAGUGAACAAGUUUCUUUUGAACUUUUUGGUGAAGAUCUUCAUAUUAUAGUAAUAUAUUCAUCUAUAUCGGCAGAACAUAAACAGCGUGCAUCUAUUAUUUUUGUGCAAUCCGCCAUAGAAACUGAUAUUACAUGAAACAAUGAGAGUGACUUAACAAUAAGCUUAUCAACAUUUGAUUGCAUUGGAUUUAGUAGCUUGUGUGUUUACUGCAGUGUGAAUAUAUUUGAUUUUUGGAAGAACAGACACGCCAAUUAACCACGUUCUGAUUGGUUCACAGGUGGUUUAUAUCACGUUCCAAUUGUUUUACAACUGACAAGCCAACAAGAUUAUCGGUACGCGGCAAGCUUUUUAUCGGAUCACAGAACGAAUUACAGAUAACAGCAGGUGCUUAUCAGGUAAUCGGCAGUAGCAAGCAGUCCUACGGCGAAGAUGUCACGGGAGACAGUGUCGUUUGGCCAAUCAGGACCGACGCCCGUGUGUGUGGAUGAAGGGGCGCUGUCCUCCCGCACUGGCUGUUACGUCAUCACACUCACCUUCCCCCAACCCACUCAGAUAGGAGAGAUUACAUUCAGAAACUACUACACAUGGGCUGUAGGCAUCCAUGUUCUGCGGGCGGCCUCCAACUCUUCAGUUAACGUGGGUGGGGUAGUGGGCGCGGGGCUGCUAGGAGGCGACUCGGGUGGAGAGACGGCAUGGGCAUGGAAAGACCCAGGGGCAUGGCAGGUAGGAGUAAAGAACAAGGUCAUCAUGCCACACCCCCAUACGGAGACGGCCAGCCAUGACUUCGUCUCCGUUACUUGCCUAGAGCAGAGUCGCGUCGAUUGGCAGGACGUCAUCGGGUUGCGGCUGGUUUUGCGUCAGCCAUCGCCCGUGUGGAGGACAUUCUUUAUUGAGGAGAUCACAGCUUACAGGGAGCUGCCCCGACUACCUCCCUUCAGCGUCCCCAUUAUCUCCCAGGACGGUCAGGGGGAGAAGAACCAGCAGGCAACGCCUCUUGACCGCCUAACCCAACAGACGCGCCGCGCAAUGCGUAUACCGCAGGACGAAUCUCUGGAGGGUGAGCUGUCCGGUAGUGGAUAUGACCUUGUUACUCUGCAAUAUACCUGCUAGGGAGCACUGGUCCUCCUGUGUGUCGCGUUCUUCGACUCCUCGGAGGCAGGACGAGCGCUGAGGUUGCAACUACUAUUCCUCGCUGGACAAUAAUACUACAGCACCGAAGACACUUGCUUUUGGGGGCCAGUCGUUCAAUUAGCUGGAUCCCACCCCAUUCAAAAUAUUCGGUCAUUUUUUCACUCCAGGGAUCAUGAGCUUCCGAUCUAAAUCAAAACAACCCUUUUUAUAUCAACACACGAGAAAAUAGAAGCAAUAUGAAUUGUAUAUUAUGUAUGUGGAGAUGAA
Molecule: messenger RNA, 1452 nt
Organism: Homarus americanus (American lobster)
Lineage: Eukaryota; Metazoa; Arthropoda; Malacostraca; Decapoda; Nephropidae
Product: nicolin-1-like
Exons: 6
Coding region: 484-1164 (226 amino acids)
Cellular component (GO): nucleoplasm
Source: RefSeq, a predicted model, not a curated record